Molecule: messenger RNA, 912 nt
Organism: Canariomyces notabilis
Lineage: Eukaryota; Fungi; Ascomycota; Sordariomycetes; Sordariales; Chaetomiaceae
Exons: 2
Coding region: 127-843 (238 amino acids)
Biological process (GO): maturation of SSU-rRNA from tricistronic rRNA transcript (SSU-rRNA, 5.8S rRNA, LSU-rRNA)
Cellular component (GO): 90S preribosome; preribosome, small subunit precursor; nucleolus
Source: RefSeq, a predicted model, not a curated record
CCAACAUCCAUUGUGUUCCGAACGUUUUACCAAGUACAUACUUGAAGUACGACUUGAUCUCACAAGACUUCGGAGUUUCAAACAUCCCGUCGCCGGUUCCUCAAGGAAAUCAGUCACUUGUCCAAGAUGGCCCUGACGGCCCCUUCCACCACCGCCAAACGGAAUACAUCCCAAAGCGGCAGCGGCGCAAAGCGACUGACUGCGCGGCAAAAGGCGCGGGCACGUCUGGCAGACCCUCUCCUCCCACGGAAACUGCACCGCGAGGACAAUGUGGUGACCGACGGCUUCCUCAACACCAAGCGCGACAAGCGGCUCAUCAAGCACUCGGCGUUUGUGUCGCGCAUCACCAAGGUCAGCAAGGUUAGCCGCAGCAGCAGCAGUUCAGAAACGAAGCGGCAGCGGCGGCGGCGGCCGUCCAAAAAGCUCGUCGCCACGCUAGAGUCGCUAGGCGAGGCGUUGGACGAUAUCCGAGAGGCUAUGGAUGCCGAGCAGGCGGAGAAGGGGGAAGGGCAGGAGGGCAAAAUAAGGCACAAGAGUCUCAAGAGUCGGCCUGGGGCGCUCAAGAGGAAGGAGAAGAUCGUUAAGGGGGAGAUGGAGCGGUUUGGGAGGAGCUUGGCGCAGUUGAGUGGGAUUCCUGCCGGCGGUGGUACUUCUGCGCCUGCGAGCGUGGACGCUGGUGCGGCGAAUGCAGGGGACACGGAGAUGGCUGCUGCUCAGGAAAGCGCCCCGGCAACACAGCCGGCGCAACAGCCGACGUCUACUGCACCGAACCGCUGGGCAGCGUUAAGGGGCUUCAUAUCAGCAACUAUGGAGCAGAAUCCUGCUUUCUUAGCCAAGAGAUGAAUAUCGAUACUUUGAGCUUCUAGCACGAUGUCGUCACGCUUCUUGGCAAGCAGUGUCUCGGGAACAUCA